AGCAAAUAAUUAGUGCUGAUCAGAGCCUAUAAAUAUUGAGCAGUGAUCACUGAACACUUGGAUCUUCUCCAGUGGUGCCAUGGCCAAGAAAGGUACGCUUACCUAAAUCACACUUCCAUUCUCUCUUCUUGCCUAGGAGAAAGAAAACAACUCUACUGGAAAAAUUACUGUAACCAUCCAAGAAAAGAGAGAAAAUGUUUGCCGGAGAACAUGGUCUACAAGGAGACCCAAGAUUGAAGGCCAUAUCAGAUGCCAUAAGAGUAGUACCCCAUUUCCCUAAGUCAGUUUGUGGGUUCUUAUUCUUGUCAGGAAUUAUGUUUCAAGACAUAACCACACUGUUACUUGAUCACAAGGCUUAUAAAGACACUCUAGAUAUCUUUGUUGAUCGCUAUAGAGAUAUGGGUAUCUCUGUUGUUGCUGGAGUGGAAGCCAGAGGUUUUCUGUUUGGCCCUUCAAUUGCAUUAGCUAUUGGUGCUAAGUUUGUUCCUCUGAGUAAACCGAGUAAAUUGCCUGUAUUUGAAUAUCUAGGAGAAGUCAUUUCUGAAGAAUAUGUACUUGAAUAUGGAAACGAUUGUCUUGAGAUGCAUGUUGGAGCUGUUAAACAUGGGGAACGUGCUAUAAUCAUUGAUGAUUUAGUUGCUACUGGUGGAACACUCUCUGCAGCAAUAAGACUAUUAGAACGCGUCGGAGCUGAAGUUGUUGAAUGCGCGUGUGUUAUUGGGCUGCCUGAGUUUAAGGGACAGUUCAGGCUAAAUGGGAAGCCACUAUACAUUCUUGUGGAGCCGCGUCAGUAAACGAAUUGAUCUGGCAUAUUUCCAUGUUUCCUUGAUGCAAAAAGCUUAAACCAUUAGGAUUAAGGCUUAGUUGAAUCCAGUAAACAUCAACGCUUAAAUUUUCUGGAUAAAUUGCACCAGCCAUUAUAACUAAUGUUCAUCCUGAUAAAUUCACUUUCUUUCUCCAGUUUACAGAAUUAAUUGUGCACAGUUAAAACUGAAACCCCCCAUUAUGUGCUCCUCUCCACCGCUUUGAACAAAGCCUACUUGCUUUCUGAUAGUUAUUUCUUAUUCUUCUUCUUCUUUUGGUGUAAUUCUCCCUUGAUAUAACUGUCAAGAAGAUGCAUUUAGGCUUUCA
This is a messenger RNA of Hevea brasiliensis (rubber tree), 1131 nucleotides long. Its product is annotated as adenine phosphoribosyltransferase 2-like. Bases 195 to 794 code for a protein of 199 amino acids. Gene Ontology annotation, cellular component: cytoplasm; cytosol. The record is from RefSeq and is a predicted model, not a curated record. NCBI's taxonomy places the organism in Eukaryota, Viridiplantae, Streptophyta, Magnoliopsida, Malpighiales, Euphorbiaceae. The transcript has 6 exons. Gene Ontology annotation, biological process: adenine salvage. Gene Ontology annotation, molecular function: adenine phosphoribosyltransferase activity.